UGUGCUUCCAAAACGUCACAUUACACCACACGUCUCAUUUAGAGUUCAUGUGAAAAUGUUGCUGGAGAAAUGAUUGGAAAGACGAAUCAUUUUGGAAAGAAAAUAAAUCUAAUUUCAGUAUCAAUAUCUUGACGAGCUAGUAAAAUGACCUGAAAAUGAAGAAAGGGUGUAACGAAACUCUGGAGGCUAAACAAGCAGAACGAAAUGAACGUGCCAAAAAGCUUUAUCGCUAUGUAACAGACGUAGCAAGACGCGUUGGCGAGACGACAGCUUCGAGUCGAUCCAUCACUGAUCUUUUUGCCACCCAUAUUGAAGUGCAACGCCAAAAACUACGAGACAACUGUGAAAAAUUAUUCUUUUUAGAUCCUUUGAAUUAUGGAAAAAAAUCACUUGAGCUCCUCUGGAGAAAGGUUUAUUAUGAAGUGGUGGCUGCUGCAAGGAAACUAAGAGAGACAAGCAUUGAAAAUGACAGCUACCUUUUUAGUCAUAUCAUGUGUGGUGUAGGUCAUUUUCACCAGUUUAUUACCAUGAUACAGUCAGAAUUGAAAAUCACUUGUAAGGAGUUGGACUACACUCCCCUGAAUAAGGAUGAAGAAAUUGAAGAAUUAAACAAACAGACAGGAGAAGAAGAGUUACUAUUUGGGAAGUCUGCAUUACAUUCAUGUUUAAUAUACCUAGGGGACCUAUGCCGUUACCAAGCUGAAAUAUUUCAUACUUUUGAUUCAUCUAUAGCAGCUCGCUACUAUCUUCAAGCUGCACACAUUGACACAUCCUCAGGAAUGCCUUAUAACCAGCUUGGAAACCUGUAUUUGGAUAAAAACUAUAAUCUAGAUUCUGUUUGCUAUUACAUUCACUGUCUCAGUUGUACAUCCCCAUUUGAAGGUGCUCUGGGAAAUUUGACAAAACUAUUUGAAAAGAACAUUCAAUUUUGUGAAACAGUAAAUGCUUCUGAGUCCAUGACUCAAACUGAACAUAUACAGAAUACAAUUGCCAAUUUCCUAUCUCUCAUUGAGAUCUGGUACCUCAGUAAAAAUGAUACCAAUAUUCCACAGAGGUGCAGCACCAUAGCUCAAGAACUUAAAAUUGCUAUGGAAUUUGAAAAGUCGCCACUACCAGAUAAAAACAAGAACUAUGAGGAAUAUAUUCAGGCCUUGGAGGAAGAGAACAUGAAUCCCUCAAAUUUUAAUGGCAACUUAGUGCAUAAAAUUGUGCAGAUCUGUUUAUUUACCAUGUCUAAAAUGAUGGAAACUGAUGAAGUCAAGGCUUUUGCUUGCAAAGCAUUUUCUUUGGCUUUAUUAUCCCAACUCUUACAAAAACUAUUGAAACAGAUUCAGUCAUUUGGCUUAAAGAAUCCAGCUAGUAAAUAUCGAUCCAAAGAAAUACGUGCUCGAGUUUCUGAUUCAGAAGUGCCUGAAGACAAGGCUAAUUUAAAAGAAAAACCUGUAUCACCUGUUUUGAAUGGGUUUAAUAAUGAACAUGAUCUACCAAAAAAUAAAAGUCCAGAUGUUGACAAUGAAAAUCUCCAAAAUGGUGAUGUAAAAAAUAUUACAAAAAAAGUAACAUCAAAGAGACGCCGCCGCAGAAGAGCAGCUUCCUCUGAGAGUUCAGAUGUAAGUGAUGCAGAUACAGAGAGCAGCGAAGUUGAUACUGAUGAAAUGAGUUCUGAUGAUGGAGAUUCUUCACAGUCAAGCUACCACUCAGAAGAGCAGGACUCACAGAGUGAAGACUCUGGUGAUGACCCCUCUGAUACUGAAGCUCCUGAUGCACAAGUUAAUGGUGUUGUUGAGAAAUCUAAUCAUGAUAAUAUCACAUCCUCUGGCCCAAAGAUAAAUGGAAUUGGAUCCACUAAAACCACCACAAACCCUGAACAUGAAGAUAACUUAAAUUUGGAUGACAUUCAAAAGUUUUUACUUGGCAACAAUUUUUUACCCAGUAUAAAGUUAUUGCAAGACUGGAUACUCACAGAAAAGGACUUAAUUUUAUCUUGUGGUGACAGUGGAGAGUCCUUAUUUCAAUGUGUGGUUGAUUUGCUAAAUAUCUUUUCAUACAAUUUCAAUGCCAAAGUUGAAGCAUUUGGUGAUGACUGCAAAAUCUUAAAGUAUGCAAAUCAAGUUGCCAAAAACUUAAUGCUUGAAUAUAAAACAAUACCAUUACCUGAAGAUGUAAAUUUGCGUGGGACAAAUAUUUGUAAAUUUGAUAAAGAUGCAGCCGAAUGGCAAAUAUUGGACAGAUACAAGCCAACUGUGUACGAAGAAAAUGUUAUGAGAAUUUUGAACUUCAUUGAUUUUGGUAAUCAAAUAGCAAAGCUUGUACCCAGAAUAAGAUUUAAUAGAUCUAUGAAGAUAUAUUAUUUCAAAAAGACACAACCACCAAAAAUAAGCACUAAAGUGAACCAUAAAAGAAGCAGGGAAUGGCAUAACUCAAAGAAACAAAAUGCCGAAACCAGCGAAGGCGGUUUGCUUCGUCGCUUGGGUCGUCUGUGGCUUGUAUCGCAAGUCCGCGAGUUGGAACGCAGCGGACGCGCGGCCGCGCCCGCCUUGCUGGCGUUAGACUCGGCCGCACUCAACAAACACCUGCGCCGGGUCAAACAGCUCCUGCGCGCUCGCAGCUUCACACUACUCAUACCCUCCAUUGUGCUCCAAGAACUUGACGAUCUGAAGCGCGACCAGAGCACCGCGCGCGACGCCAUUCGCUGGCUCGAGAUACAACUGAGAAGCGGAUCGCGUUUCCUCCGCGCGCAGCGUCCCGGAGAAUCUAAACCACUUCCGCUUCUCAAAUAUCCGCGUAAGGCCCCACCACACGUUCACAACUUCAUACAAAUCCUGGAAUUCUGCAACCACUUCACUGCUGAUGAAAAGCAGACACAAGGUGGAAAUGGAGAUCCCGACAGCUCGUUGCCUGGCAAAUCAGCACCUUUGCUCAUAUUGCUUGUGGGCAACCAGCCCGGAACGGACGAUGAAUACAAAGAAUUCAGUCUGACGGGUGCUGCACAGUCGGCAGGCAUCUCCGUCGAGCAUAUCGGGGACUUCUAUACGAAAUGGCGCCAAACAAUCCAUAAGAAUGGCAAGAAAAGAUGAAUCCAUUCCCGUCAUAGUGGGGUCUCGACUGCAACGAAAGGAUAAGACAACGACGCUCGUCACUUUCGAUAACGGAUUGGAUCAUCUCGGUCAGAAAGAUUAGGAUUACCUACUCUUAUUUCCAACUGAGAGUAAAAUAUCGUAAGGGUAAAAUAAAUCACUGGCGCAGCUCAGAUGGGCUUGUUAUAUUCGUUUCUGACUAACUCGUAACAUUAAUCAUUUACGUACCUACAUAGGUCCGUUCCAUUAUUUCAUUUCAUAUUACAGUAGAAACUCGAUUAACCGGAUUUUCCGAUGAGAAGCAAAGCUAUUAUAUGGGUCCCGGUAGCGUUAGCGCAAACUUAUAUUGUUACUUGCUAGUUUUAUAUCCUGGAGCUGAAUUCUCUCGCCUAGAAGCUAAAGAUUUUGAAAGCAAUGACUUCCAGUUUAAUCCGGUUUCAUCAGCAUUAUAAACAAAA
This is a messenger RNA of Amyelois transitella, 3535 nucleotides long. RefSeq names its product nonsense-mediated mRNA decay factor SMG5 (gene Smg5). The coding region runs from base 156 to 3077 and encodes 973 amino acids. The record is from RefSeq and is a predicted model, not a curated record. Gene Ontology annotation, biological process: nuclear-transcribed mRNA catabolic process, nonsense-mediated decay. Gene Ontology annotation, cellular component: telomerase holoenzyme complex. NCBI's taxonomy places the organism in Eukaryota, Metazoa, Arthropoda, Insecta, Lepidoptera, Pyralidae. The transcript is spliced from 4 exons. Gene Ontology annotation, molecular function: telomeric repeat DNA binding; telomerase RNA binding; protein binding.